Molecule: messenger RNA, 4478 nt
Organism: Hemiscyllium ocellatum (epaulette shark)
Lineage: Eukaryota; Metazoa; Chordata; Chondrichthyes; Orectolobiformes; Hemiscylliidae
Gene: ncaph2
Product: non-SMC condensin II complex, subunit H2
Exons: 21
Coding region: 225-2069 (614 amino acids)
Biological process (GO): mitotic sister chromatid separation; meiotic chromosome condensation
Cellular component (GO): condensin complex; nucleus
Molecular function (GO): chromatin binding
Source: RefSeq, a predicted model, not a curated record
UGAACCUGCGCGGGUAAAACAAAAAAAUGGCGCGAGCCUCAAAGAAAGAAAAAUAAGAUUAUCAAAGAGAGGAAUAUUCAGACAACAGGAUUCACAUUACUGGUAUUUUAGGAGAGUGGAACGUAUCUAGACACGGUUCCCUGGGAGGGGGGGAGAUGACUACCUGAUCUGCUGAGUGCUUCUGUUUUAACUCCUUGUCUCAAGGGUUCUGUGCUUGGUCAAAGAUGGAGGAUGUUGAGUCACGAUUCACACAUCUCCUUCAGCCCAUUAGAGAGUUGACAAAGAACUGGGAGAUUGAUGUGGCAUCUCAGCUGGGGGAAUAUCUGGAAGAGUUGGACCAGAUCUGCAUUUCCUUCGAUGAUGGGAAGACAACAAUGAACUUUGCAGAAGCUGCACUUUUGAUCCAGGGCUCGGCAUGUAUUUACAGCAGGAAGGUGGAAUAUCUGCAUUCUCUGGUGUUCCAGGCGCUGGACCUGAUCUCCAACAAGAAACGGAAUCAAAAAGCUACAUCCAUUGCUGCGGAUGGUACAGAUAAUGAUGUGUCUUUGGCCAAUGACAAGGAUUGGGAAUUUUUGUCUCUUGAUGAUAUUGAGUGUCCAUCAAAAACCAACAUUGAUUUGCAGGAGGAUCACAGUUCAAGUGUUGUGAACAUCAUCCCAUUAACACCGAUGGCACUGGUACCGCUAGAAGAAAUUGAGAAAAAGAACAACCCUCUCUUGAGCCGGAGAGGAGAGAUCCUUGGCAGCCGCAAGGAUUUCCGAAUGAAUACUUGUACCCCUCAUGUCACAGGUGCAUUCAUGUUAGAGUUGGCCAGUGUGUCACCGAUGAGCUAUCUGCACAGGCAACAGCAAGGCAACACGAAAUACAAUAGGAAUGACUUGCAGAAUGUUCAAAAGGACAUAGGCAUGGAUAACAGUGACAGUCAAACUCCAGUUCCAGUAUUGAACUUCUUGGAUGAAGGGGGUCCCACAGGAAUCGAUGUUGACAAUGGUGAUGCUGAUGGCAGUUUUGUUCCACUUUACACAGAGGGUGAUUUGGUUCAGGAGCACAUUACAAAACAGACGGCUGAGGCUGGAAAUCAGGGUUACGUGCUGCGUAAGAGGGAUCCAGCAGUGCCUGGCAAAAUGCACACAAAGGAAGUGUUCGACCCUUGGAGGAGUCUGGAUCCUUUUGAAGCUGCUCAAGACAAGCCAUUCAAGAAAGGAAUACAUUUUAUUAUCCCAUCGCGUGUUGACAUCACUGGAGGCAAGCGAAAACGGAAAACCUUUGUGAAACAGAAAGAUUUUGGGAAAUGGUUCUCUGAGACAUAUUACGGUGGAUGGAGUGAGACAAAAAAUCGGAAAAGAGGCCCAACGUUUGCAGAUUUGGAGGUUCUGUAUUGGCAAAACAUGAAAGACAGACUCAAAGCUCAAAGGAAACAUCAGCAAAUGAUGAUUGCUCUGCGUGGGAGGGUAAUAGAGGAGUUAGAUGUAGAAGCAGGAAACAUGGAAGAAGAAUUAAAUGACUUACAAGAACAAGCUGAAGACCAUCUGGAUAACGACGGAGUGGAAGAUGAUUAUGACAUUAAUUUGGAUCAAGAAGCUGAUGCAGCUCAGGACAACUACAGCCCACCAAAUCUGGAACCUAUUGGAGAAACGGGAUCUGUGAGUUAUGAGGAGCUUGUCAGAAGGAAUGUGGACCUGUUUAUCGCUAAUUCCCAGAAGUAUGCCCAGGAAACAGCUCUCUCUCUUCGUGUAAGGGACUGGGAGGAGAAAAUUGGCCCAAGACUGGAAGAACAGGAUGAGCGAGCUGCUUUUGACAUCCACGAUUAUGGAGUUAGAAUUAUGGAUGCAUUUGACUAUAUCAGACAGAGGCGUUCAUUUGCAAGCAUUGUGGCUGGGAAGGAGGCUUUUGAGGUGUGUCGAUAUAUGCUGGCCACACUGCAACUGGCCAAUGACUACACAGUGGACAUAUGGCAGAAAGAAGGGCUGUUUGAAUCAGUCGACACGAUGGAACUCACCCUUUUGACCAAAAUAAGAGCUCACGAACGUUUCCGGACAUACAUGGCUCCAUCCAUUUCAAAUAAAUGAGAAGAUUCACAACUUGUAUAGUCCUCAUGCUGCAAGUUUGACAUUACAUCCAUUGUUUAUGGCACAUUUGGAGGAACUGUAUCCAUAUUCCUUGCUGUAUGACAGCAAGCAUCUGGGACACUGACUAACAGGAUGUAUGUUCUUCAUGUUUCAGUGGAAUGCACCACUUGCCUAAACCCUGCCCAAAACAAUUCCUGGAUUGUAAUCAUUCUCUAUUUAUACUUCUAUAUUUGCUGUGUUCUGUACAGCUACUAUCCUAGGCUGUUUUGAUUAUAUAAUGUGCCUUGUGUCACAGCAUGAGGCGCAAUUUACUGGCUACAUCCUGUGCAGUAUUUUUAUACAAACUCAUGACUUUCUGAUAGAAGGAAAUAUAUUCACAAUGAGCUAGCUAUCAUUUUCAAUGCUUGUUUGAAAGGCUUAUCCAGAUUUGCAAAGUAGAAAAUCUCUUCAAUUAAGUGCUCUAUCUAACUUGGUGGCAGAUGUGACAUUUGUAAAGUUAGGGCUUAUCCAUUUAUGUUUGGGUGAGGUUCUUGUGCAAUAUUUCCCUCACACCAGCUCACAUGCUUUAAGAAAAAGAAAACUUUGAUUUUGUAUUUUUUUAAAAAUCCAAUUUUUAAAAAGAUUCCUCCUCCCUGGCUCCACCUUCCUGAACUGGAAAGUGAGAAUCCAGAAGUGUGCAUGAAUUGGAAUUCAAUUGGAUGGUAAUAAAUUAUGCUGUGUUCUGAGGAAUAAUAGUGUGUGCCAUCAGGAGCAGGUUAUCACAAAUCUGUACAAGGUGGAAUUUUAAAAAAUGUACAAAUUUAAAUUUUGUAGAAGUAUUGCAGUAAACUUGGAACUCAGUCACACGGUUUAAAACUUUUUCAUCGAUUUGGGAUUGGAAGAUCUGUGAAAAUGGGAAUGAUUUGCCCAUUUGAUAUUGCAUACCAUUAAACAUAGAAGUGGACCUUUUGCCCCUUCGAGUUUGCUCUGUCAUUCUUUCAUGACCGAUCUGAUAACCUUCAACUCCAUUCUCCUGCCUUUUCCCCAUAACUUUGAUUCCCUAAAGAAUCUAUCUCAGCCUCGAAUAUUCUUAAUGACUCAGCCUCAAAACAGACCUCUGUGAUAAAGACUUACACAGAAUCAGAGCCUUUUGAGUGAAGAAAUUUCUCCUCAUCAUUGUCUUAAGUGUAUGACCCCUUAUUCUACAAUUAUGCUCUCUGGUCCUAGACUGUCCCACAGUGGAAAUAACCUUUUUUGCAUCUACCCUGUUAAGGUCCCCAGGAAUCUUGUAUGUAUCAAUAAGGUAGGCUAUCAUUCUUCUAAACCCCAGUGUGCACAGGCCCAACCUACUCAACCUCUUCUCAUAAAACAAUCCCACCAUACUUGAUAUCAGCCUAGUGAACCUUCAUCGGACUGUCUCCAAUGCCAGUAUAUCCUUCCUGAGAUAAGGGGCCCAAAACUUUAAUCAUUCCAUAACUGGAAUACUGUACUGCUUUGUACAGUUUUAGCAAAACUUCCCUAUUUUUAUAUUCCAUUCCCUUUGAAAUUAAGGCCAACAUUCUAUUUGACUUUUGUAUUACUUGCUGAUGAUGGAUGCUGGCUAUUUGUGAUUCAUGGUCAAGGACUCCUAAAUUCUUAUGUUCUUUGGCCUUCUGCAGUCUUUUUCCUUUAAAUAAAAUUCAGUUUACCUAUUCUUCCUGUCAAGAUGCACAGACUUACAUAGCUCCACAUUGUAUUCCAUCUGCCAAGCUUUUGCCCAUUCACUUAUUCUGUUCAUAUCCUUCUGCACACUAUCAUCCUCACCACUUGUCUUCCCCCUUUUGUGUCAAUCUGCAAGCUUGGCUAUUACACAUUCAGUUUCCUCAUCCAAGUCAUUAAUGCAUUUUGUAAAUAAUCAUGGCCCCAUCACUGAUUCCUGUGGUACACCACUAAUUACAUGUUGCCAGACUGAAAAUGUCACCCAUAUCCCAACACACACUUCUUUUAUUUAGCUAAACCUCUAUCCAUGUUAAUAUACUAUUUUCAGCACCUUAUUAAGUAGACUAAUGUGUGGUACCUCAACACCUAAAAUUCCAAAUGUAUUACAUCACAACUUUUCUUUUAUCUUGCUUGUUGCCACCUUAAGAAUUCUAGUAAAUUUGUCAGGUAUGAUUUCCCUUCACAAAACCAUGUUUACUGUGCUUGACCAUAUUGUACAUUUCUAAAUGAUCUGCUGCAUCUUUUAUAAUACUCUAAUAUUUUCCCAAAAAAAGACAAUGAGCUAACAGCCAUGUAGUUACCUGUUUUGUUUGUCUCCCACCCUUUAUAAAUAAAGGAGCUAGAAUAUUAUCCUAUUAGUUGUUAGUUUUGUAUUGGGCCUCUGAGGGGGGCAGCCCUGCAAUUCCUAGCAAUUGAGAAUACAACAGCUGGAAGUUUGUGCCUUUUGGAAUG